Hemicordylus capensis (graceful crag lizard) is the source of this 4431-nucleotide messenger RNA. It is a transcript of the gene LGI2, whose product is annotated as leucine rich repeat LGI family member 2. The transcript is spliced from 8 exons. Gene Ontology annotation, molecular function: protein binding. NCBI's taxonomy places the organism in Eukaryota, Metazoa, Chordata, Lepidosauria, Squamata, Cordylidae. The record is from RefSeq and is a predicted model, not a curated record. Gene Ontology annotation, biological process: inhibitory synapse assembly. The coding region runs from base 390 to 2027 and encodes 545 amino acids.
ACCCAGACGGACUCCUCCUUCUCAGCUACUUGAGAGUAGGGGUGUGCGUGUCUGAGCGAGCGAGUGAGGGGGGAUUAUUUUUAAACUCUCCCUCGCAAUGGAGCCUUUGAUACAUUAUUCAUUAGGCCGAAAAAGGCUGAAGUGCUGAUGUCAGUCAGGAGGCUGGAGCCUAGUGCGGAGAAGCCUUGGUCUUGCUGCUGCUGCUGCUUGCUGCUGUUGCUUCUACUGCUGCAGCGAGAGAGCGACUCAGACUGAGCAUAAGGGUGCAGCAUGCUGCCUGGCUCCUGUUCCAGCCUCUUCAGCAGCAGCAGCAGCAGCAGCAGCAGCACCGGCAUUGCUCAGGCCAAGAGUGCAGGGCCAAGAGGGGACCACGAGGAGGAGGGAGCAGUAUGGCUCGCUUGCCGGGCAGCGGCUGCAGUGGCGGCUCCUUCUGGCUCUUGGUCCUGGCGGCGGCAUGCCUGCUGCAUCGUGCCCAGGUGAGGAAACCGGUCCGAUGUCCUGCCACAUGCAGCUGCACCAAAGAAUCCAUCAUUUGCGUCGGAUCGGCCAGCGUGCCACGAGCCAUCCCCAGCGACAUCGGCUCCUUGAGCCUAGUAAAUGGAACGUUUUCUGAAAUCAAAGAAAGAAUGUUUUCUCAUCUGCCUUCCCUGCAGUUGCUACUGCUGAAUUCUAAUUUAUUCACUAUCAUUCGAGAUGAUGCCUUUGGUGGUCUUUUCCAUCUAGAGUACUUAUUUAUUGAAGGAAACAAAAUAGAAACAAUUUCAAGAAAUGCAUUUCGUGGCCUUCGAGAUCUGACACACCUUUCUUUGGCCAAUAAUCAGCUUAAAGCUCUGCCAAGGGAUGUCUUUGGUGAUUUAGAUUCUCUGAUCGAACUAGAUUUAAGGGGAAAUAAGUUUGAAUGUGACUGCAAAGCCAAGUGGUUGUUUUUGUGGUUAAAGAUGACAAAUUCCACUGUUUCUGAUGUCCUGUGUGUUGGUCCAGCAGAAUUUCAGGACAAGAAGUUAAAUGAUGUCUCAAGUUUUGAUGAUGAAUGCACCACAACAGAUUUCGUGGUUCAUCAGAUUUUGCCCUACCAGUCAGUUUCAGUGGACACAUUCCACUCGAAAAAUGAUGUGUAUGUAGCCAUUGCGCAGCCCAGCAUGGAAAAUUGCAUGGUUCUAGAAUGGGAUCACAUUGAGAAGAACUUCAGGAGUUAUGACAACAUUACUGGUCAGUCCAUAGUAGGAUGCAAAGCUAUCCUGAUUGACGAUCAAGUUUUCGUGGUGGUGGCUCAACUUUUCGGUGGCUCACACAUUUAUAAGUAUGAUGAAAGCUGGACAAAGUUUGUCAAAUUCCAGGACAUAGAAGUCUCCCGCAUUUCAAAGCCGAAUGACAUAGAGCUCUUUCAAAUAGAGAGUGAAACAUUCUUUGUCAUUGCAGAUAGCUCAAAAGCUGGCUUGACGACAAUUUAUAAAUGGAAUAACAAGGGUUUCUACUCUUACCAGUCCCUGCAUGAAUGGUUCCGGGACACAGAUGCUGAGUUUGUUGACAUAGAUGGAAAAUCUCAUCUGAUCUUGUCCAGCCGCUCACAGAUUCCCAUUAUCCUUCAAUGGAACAAAAGUUCCAAGAAGUUUCUCCCGCACAGUGAGAUCCCCAACAUGGAGGAUGUGUUGGCUGUAAAAAGCUUUCGAAUACAGGACAACCUCUACAUCUCACUCACAAGAUUUAUAGGUGACUCAAGAAUAAUGAAGUGGAAUAGCAAGCAGUUUGUGGAAAUCCAGGCCCUCCCUUCUCGGGGAGCCAUGACCCUCCAGCCAUUCUCCUUUAAGAAUAAUCACUACCUAGCCUUGGGAAGUGACUACACUUUCUCCCAAAUAUUCCAGUGGGAUAAUGAGAAGAAGCUCUUUAAAAUAUUUAAGGAGAUCUACGUGCAGGCGCCUCGCUCAUUCACAGCUGUGUCGACAGAUCGAAGAGAUUUUUUCUUUGCUUCCAGUUUUAAAGGCCACACUCAAAUAUUUGAACACAUAAUUGUGGACUUGAGUUUAUGAAAGAGCUGUGGGAGGGAGGGAGGAGGGGGGCAACUCUGUACAAUGACAUUUUCACUUAAAAACAAAAUGGAAAGGACAGUUUACUCAUUUCCUGAAGGUAGGAUGAGCCUGUGGCAUUAGGAGUUUUCUGAACUUUAUAGAAGUUUGCAUAUUUAAUCAGGGAUUGCAUUAACUUGGUUAACUGCAUGCCAUGUCCAUUUUACCAUUGGUAAAAACAUGUUAAAGCUAUAAUUACUCCAAGAAAGUGCAAUGCAUUAGAAUUAAUUCUAACACAUCUAAAACAUUGAAGCAAAAUAAGAUGAGGAGGAGGAGGUGGGAAAGCAGAAAAGGCAGGGUGGGGACCAUAUCAACAGAAGAAGAGAGGAACUCCAAUGUGGCAACCCUCAUUUGACCUUCUCAAAAUGGAUAUUUAAAGAACAACUCCACAUAUUGGUUGGUGAUUUGUAACUGUUAACAUCAAUAUGAAACCACCAGUUAGUUCUGUCAUUUUUGUUUCUUGCUAGUCAAUGGAAGCAGCUCUCCUUGUUAGCUCUUUGAAACAGGUUUUACAGGGUAAGCCUCUAGAGGACAUUGCUAAAUUCCAGUUUAUGGAAAGGGGUAGAAGUUUUGUUUGAUUGCACAGUCUGCUCUGCCCAUGUGAUCUAUUUCCUGAGCCUCUCCUUCAGCUGGCCAUCUCAGAGGAUUCAGCCUAUCAGGGUUAACAGGAACCAAUCCUAUUACUAGUCAGCUCCCUGUAUUGGGGAGGGGCCAUAGGUCAAUGAUAGGGCCCAUGCUUUCCAUGCAGAAAAAACCAUCUCCAGGUAGAGUUGGGAUGGAUCCCUGCCUAAACCCUGGCCUCUGCCAGUCAGACAAUAUUGCACUAGAUGGACCAGUGACCUGAGUUGGUAUAAGACAGCUUCACAACAAUGUUAUAUAAUGCUCACCUAUGCAAAUAGUGGUAUUUACAGCCUAACUACAAGUUAGGGUGUGGGUGGGAGGGCUGUGACUGGCGCUAACCCAUGCCUCCUCCCAUAUUUCUCUGAUGAAGUUUAGUACAAUUUGAAUAGAUUUGGCAUCAUAAUAUUAAAUAUUUCCCUGCUCCAGUUAACUCAUUGGCUAUCACUGCAGCCAGACCAUUAUUGAACCAAAGCUAAGCUCCUCAAAGUCUCAUUGAUUUCAAUGAGAGACUGUUAUACACUUGCUUAACUCUUCCAUUGAAAUGCCCUGGACUUAAUAGAGUUUAACUUUGGCUGGAUCAUGUCCCGUUAAUUCUUCUAUAUUACUUUCACUUGCCUCCCAGUUAAUUUUGACAUGGCAUCCCAAGACCUGAUUAUCAGAACUUUUUGUCUUGAUAUAUUUCAUGCUAUUCAACAAUUUGUGUCUUCAUUCUAUCCAUCUGUUUUGUUCACAGUAUACUUAAAAGAAUCUCCCACAUAAAGCUCAAAACAUCCAUGUGGGUUUUUCAUUCAAGUGUGGGCCUUUUGUAUUGGCAACUGUGACACAGAUAUAAAGUCUGUGCACAGCAAUCUGUAGUUUUCAAUUAUUUGAUAUCCCUAUUCCAUUCUAACAGGGUUUUGUUUGCAUCUAGUUCCCGACAUUAACAUAAUAAAAUACAAAAGUCUCCAGCAGUACUAAUAUGCGAUAGUUCCAGGAUAAUCGGGGUCCAGGGUUCUCUUUUUCUUUUUUCACCUAGAGUUUUGCUUCCCCUGCCCCCACCCCCCAAAAAGGUUACAAACAGAAAAAGAAUAGUGAUGCCAACAAUAAUUAUAGUAUCAUAAACUGACAUGAUGAGGAAAAUUACUCACUUGGGCACUGCCUAAUUCUCCUUUUAACUUCAGCCGGACUACCUUGAGUAAUUUUCCUCAUCAUGUCACCCAUAGAAUUUUAGAGUUCUAAAGGCCUCAGAGGUCUUCUAAUACAUCUUUCCUGUUCAGUGCAGGAAACUGCCUUAGCUUCCCUCACAGAUGCCUGUCCUGCCUCUGCUUGAAAACCUCCAGCAAAAGAGAGCCCAGCAUUGCAUGAGGCAGACUGUUCAGUUGUUAAACAGCUAUUACAGCUAGUGAUUGUUUUUCUAAAGUCUUCCUAAAUCUGCUACCUUGUAAAUUCAGCCCAUUGAAUUACCUUGCAAUUCCAAUUCAACCCAUUUAGCCCUGCCCCACAGGAGCAACAGAGAACAAAUCUGCUUCUUCUAUAUGACAGCCCCUCAGCUAUUUGAAGAUGGCUAUCAUAUCUCCUCCUGGUCUUGUCUUCUCCAAGCUAAACAUGCCCAGCUCAGAGGACUUGGUUUCCAGACCCCUUACCAUCUUUGUUGUCCUUCAUUCCAGUUUAUCACUGUCCUAACAGUAGUGAUAAUAACAAUUUUAACAUCCUGUCCCUAAAAGGCUUACAUGUAAGAUAAUUUAAUAAAUAUUUGAUUUUACCCUUC